UCACUAGUUGCUGCGGUGGCCAACCAGAGAGGUGGAGCCAUCGGACCAAUCGGUGCAGAUGAUGGUGGAGGAGAGAAAUGGGGGAGAGAGAAGAGGGGAGAGAGAAGAGGGGAGAGAGAAGAGUGUAGAGAGAAGAGGGAAGAGAGAAAGGGGGAAGAGAGAAGAGGGGAGAGAGAAGAGGAGAGGAAAGAGGGGAGAAAGAGGGAGAGAGAAGAGGGAGAGAAAAGAGGGGAGAGAGAAGAGGGGAGAGAGAAAGGGGAGAGAAAAAGGGGGAGAGAAGAGGGAGAGAGAAGAGGGAGAGAGAGAAGAGGGAGAAAAGAGGGGAGAGAAGAGAGAGAGAAAGGGAGAGAAAAGAGGGGAAGAGAAGAGGGGGAGAGGAAGGGGAGAGAGAAGAGGGGCUGCACAUUCUACCCCGCCAUGCUACCUCACCUUACGGUGUGCCAUCCCAUGAUGGUGGUGCGGGAACAUGCCAUGCUACA
Messenger RNA from Closterium sp. NIES-67, 479 nucleotides. The record is from the annotation of a GenBank genome assembly. Lineage: Eukaryota; Viridiplantae; Streptophyta; Zygnematophyceae; Desmidiales; Closteriaceae.